AUGGACAGCCCAGCAUACCUGCCUGCUCCUCUGGCAUCUCCUGCUCUCAUGGUCUUGGCCUCCACUGCCGAGGCCGGCCGUGAUGCUUCUGUGCCCUCCCAGGCACCCAGGCCUUUUGGGGUUCCAACGUCUGUGGAGAAGGACCUGCACCUUCCUUUCCCCUCGGCCUCCUACACUUUCACCUCCAUGUACCAGCGACAAGGCCCCCUAUCAGGCACCUUCAGCCCCAGAGACUUCCACGCCUCCCUGCUCCACCUGCACCCACAGUUUAGUGCCCCAAACCUGGACUGCUCUCCUUUGGGCAUGCUCAGCCACAGCAGCAUCGGAGCCUUCAGACCCUUCUCCUCACCUCCAGACGACAGGGAGCCAGGGGGGUAUCAGUCGGCUUUCACCCCUGCAAAGAGGCUCAAGAGCUGUUUCCCUGAUGUGGAGGGCAAGGACUUUGACUUUGGCUCUUCAGGGAGCGCUCACAAAACAGCAGAGGACUCUGGGAGGAGGUUGUUUUCUAUGUCAGGCCUGCUGUCUGAUGGUGAGACUUCAUCGAGCCCAGAGGAACGCAAAGAGCACUGUGAGUAA
Molecule: messenger RNA, 576 nt
Organism: Knipowitschia caucasica
Lineage: Eukaryota; Metazoa; Chordata; Actinopteri; Gobiiformes; Gobiidae
Source: the annotation of a GenBank genome assembly